AGCAGUCACCAUUCGUGUGUAUGUAUGAUGAAUGAACACCUCGAACUGGAAAUGAAAAUAAAAUCACUUCAAUGAACUUCAGUCCAACGGAGCUAGUUGUUCGAAACAAGACUGAUAACGCAAUUCGCUGGCAUACGUGACCACAGUUCCUGUGCCAAUAUCAAAACCUGCAGUGCCCCCAACUACGACGGAGGAUUUGCGUGGCGGAUACGACGAUCUCUGUGUUCAGUUCGGUCCGAAGAACAGCGCCCGGAACGAAAGAUGUCAGAGUUUAACACCAUUAGCAGACCCUCGCAGCGUCCCGAUCUGCUCAACAAUACCACCCACUUUCCAGAGCUGCCCAAAAGUGGACCACUCACCGAGUACAGACGCCGGGCGACCAUCGAUUGGCGCAAGGUGAAGCUGGCCUUCAACGAUGAGGCAUCGCUGGAGCUGCAGCAAAAGGUUUGGAACUUUUUCCAGAAUAAUCCUUUGUUUGCCCGUCCCAGCCAGACUCUUUCUUUAGACGAGAGUCGUCGAUUGGCCACGAAGCGAAUGUACGCGAUCAAAGAGGAGAACAUUUUCGGGAUCGAUGCACUGUUGGAACGGCCGGACUUUAUGGGAUACUUUAGCCACCUGUUGAUGGCUUAUGAUCCGAGCUUUUCAAUCAAAUUUUCGCUCGGGUUUGGAAUGUUUCCGUCGGUGAUUCAGGCGCUGGACGUGGGUCGGUUGAGCCAUCUGGUUGAGCAGAAUCAACGGGGUGAGAUUUUGGGAUCGUUCGGACUGACGGAGAUCUCUCACGGUACGAAUGCCAAGGGGAUGCGAACAACGGCCACGUACGAUGUUAAAAGCAAAGAGUACAUCCUUCACACUCCCGAUUUCGAAGCUGCCAAGUGUUGGAUUGGGAAUUUGGGUAAAACGUGCACUCACAUGGUCUGUUAUGCCCAGCUUUAUUCCGCCGAUGGAAAGCAUCAUGGUUUGAACGCGUUCGUGGUGCCCAUUCGAGAUCCGAAAACUUUGAACGCGUAUCCAGGAGUGAUCGUGGGUGAUCUGGGCGAAAAGGCCGGUCUACAAGGGUUGGACAAUGGGUUCGUGAUGUUCCGCAACUAUCGUAUUAGUCGGGAUUAUCUGCUAGCGCGAACUGGGGACGUCAACGAGGAAGGUGUAUUUGUCUCACCCUACAAAGAUGAAAACAAACGUUUUGGAGCAUCUUUGGGAGCUCUCUCUGGUGGACGGGUUGGCAUCUGUGGCAUCGCCAACAUGUACCUGAUGAAAGCCAUUAGCAUUGCCAUCCGAUACUCUGCGAGCCGUAAACAGUUUGGACCGGAUGAUAAGUCCGAAGAGUGGCCCGUUUUAGAGUACCAAUCGCAACAGUACCGGUUGUAUCCACAUCUGGCCAACGCAUUCACAAUCAAAAUGUUCACCUUGUGGUUCGCGAAGAUUUACGGUGAAAUUUUCCUGAAAACGUUGACCGGAGAACGGGUUGAACAUGUGGGAAUGGAAAUCCAUGCACUCUCGUCGGCUGCCAAAGCUAUUUGUACGUGGGCGGCUCGCGAUGGAAUCCAAGAGAGUCGCGAAGCUUGCGGUGGGCAUGGUUUCUUGAAACUCUCAACGCUUGGCGAUUUGCGAGGCGAUAAUGAUCCCAAUUGCACUUAUGAAGGAGAAAACAACGUACUCAUCCAGCAGACUUCAAAUUGGUUGCUGAACGUUAGGUUCUCUGGGUAUGAAAAUUUUAAAGUUGCAUCACCGUUGGGGUCAGCGCAGUUUUUGAAGGAUUACGCCAAUCACAACGACUUUAGAGCUUCUUGGAAGACGCCAUCUGAGGCCACGGAUAUUAAUGUAAUAAUGGAAGCACUCAACUGGCUUGUUGCAUAUCUACUAGAUACUACUGCCCAAAAGGUAGCCAACCUGAAGAAGCAAGGCAAAUCUUCAUUCACUGCAAGAAAUGAAUCACAAUCGUUUUACGCCAGAACGUUGUCUAUGGCGUAUGGUGAACGCGUCAUUAUGUUUGCGGCCAUGAAAUUCUUGCGCAACCUCGAGGAUGGCCCCGAAAAGGUUGCCCUCACGCGACUCGUCUCCCUAUUCGGUGCUAACGUGGUUAUCAAACAUGUGGGAGUUUUCUACCAGGGAGGAUACUUUGCCAAAACGGCAAACGCGCUCGAGCUGCUGCAACAGGGUGUGCUCGAUUUACUACCGCUGAUAACGGUUGAUAGCGUCGCGUUGAUCGACGCCAUUGCACCGCCAGAUUUUGUGCUGAAUUCACCGCUCGGCAUGAGUGACGGUGAGGUUUACAAGCAUAUGGAGUCGGCCAUCCUGCAGGCACCGGAAGCACUCGAGCGACCCAAGUGGUGGCGCGAGGUUGUGUACAGGGAUUACGUUAAGCCAAAGUUGUAAAAAUUGCUGGUGCUAGACACUUGAAAUUAUUGUUAGCUUACAAGUUGGUGAUUUUGUUAUACCCGGGGUUUUCCUGAAGUAAAUAUAUAUUUUUUGUUACAAAACUA
Molecule: messenger RNA, 2480 nt
Organism: Culex quinquefasciatus (southern house mosquito)
Lineage: Eukaryota; Metazoa; Arthropoda; Insecta; Diptera; Culicidae
Gene: Acox3
Product: peroxisomal acyl-coenzyme A oxidase 3
Exons: 5
Coding region: 262-2373 (703 amino acids)
Biological process (GO): lipid homeostasis; fatty acid beta-oxidation using acyl-CoA oxidase
Cellular component (GO): peroxisome
Molecular function (GO): FAD binding; fatty acid binding; pristanoyl-CoA oxidase activity
Source: RefSeq, a predicted model, not a curated record